GACAUUUUUCCAAACUGCAGCUUAGUCAGGUCCAAUGAAGGUGAAGCUUGGAGGUGGCAACUUAUGUCCAAGCAUUUCUACCCGGAAGCUGUUUACGGUGAUGAAGGAGACAAACCUCAAAUGCGCUGGCGGAGAAGAACCACUUUCACUGAAAUUGCCUCUUCUUAUGCUGAUGUCAAUGAAACCAAAUCUCAGAAAAACCACAGUGGCUUACCAAAUCGAGGCAUCUCCAAUGGAUCUGAUGCUUCAAAGACUAAACCAAUGCUCCAAAAUAGUCGGGAUGGCGAGAUGGUGGAAGAAGAUGCGCUUGACAUUGUAUUUGGUGGUACAGAGCCAACAGAGAGCAUUCCUGCGCCAGUUAUUAGUUCGAAGGGUGCAGGAGGCAAAACGCAAACUCGCAAACAGAAAAGAGCUCAACGAAGACAGAGACUUAAAAACCGUGAAGCUUCCACCACAAAUACUCCUCAGUACGAACUUGCAUAGUAGAGAAGACAAAGAAAAACAGUUAUGUCUCUUCUGCUUGAUGUUUAUCACAAUGUAGUAUUUGUUCUAUUUAAGAUCACCUUUAGCUAAUCCAUGGAUCCAAGUUUUUACUUCCAAGUUGUCAUUUUGUGAAGGAUAAUGAUUCUGUAAAAGAAUACAUUUGAUGAUUAUUGAAGUAAUAAAAAUGUUUUCACUGUA
Molecule: messenger RNA, 681 nt
Organism: Camelina sativa (false flax)
Lineage: Eukaryota; Viridiplantae; Streptophyta; Magnoliopsida; Brassicales; Brassicaceae
Source: RefSeq, a predicted model, not a curated record